AUGGCUGGGGCAAUUAUAGAAAACAUGAGCACCAAGAAGCUGUGCAUUGUUGGUGGGAUUCUGCUUGUGUUCCAAAUCAUCGCCUUUCUGGUGGGAGGCUUGAUUGCUCCAGGACCCACAACGGCAGUAUCCUACAUGUCAGUGAAAUGCGUGGAUGUUCGUAAAAACCAUCACAAGGCAAAAUGGUUAAUGCCUUGGGGACCCAACCAAUGUGACAAGAUCCGAGACAUCGAGGAAGCGAUUCCAAGGGAAAUUGAAGCCAAUGACAUUGUGUUUUCUGUCCACAUCCCCCUCCCUUCCAUGGAGAUGAGUCCUUGGUUCCAGUUCAUGCUAUUUAUCCUGCAGCUGGACAUUGCAUUCAAGCUGAACAACCAAAUCAGAGAAAAUGCAGAAGUUUCCAUGGAUGUUUCUCUGGCUUACCGUGAUGAUAUGUUUGCUGAGUGGACUGAGAUGGCCCAUGAGAGAGUGCCCCGGAAACUCAAAUGUACCUUCACCUCCCCCAAGACCCUAGAACAUGAGGGCCGUUACUAUGAAUGUGAUGUCCUUCCUUUCAUGGAAAUUGGGUCCGUGGCUCAUAAGUAUUAUCUUCUAAAUAUCCGGCUGCCUGUGAAUGAGAAGAAGAAAAUCAACGUUGGGAUUGGAGAGAUAAAGGAUAUUCGGCUGGUGGGAAUUCACCAAAAUGGAGGCUUCACCAAGGUGUGGUUUGCCAUGAAGACCUUCCUUACACCCAGCAUCUUCAUCAUUAUGGUGUGGUAUUGGAGGAGGAUCACCAUGAUGUCUCGACCCCCAGUGCUCCUGGAAAAAGUCAUCUUUGCCCUUGGGAUUUCCAUGACGUUUAUCAACAUCCCAGUGGAGUGGUUUUCCAUUGGGUUUGACUGGACCUGGAUGCUGUUGUUUGGUGAUAUCCGACAGGGCAUCUUUUAUGCGAUGCUUCUCUCCUUCUGGAUCAUCUUCUGUGGUGAGCACAUGAUGGACCAGCAUGAGCGGAAUCACAUAGCAGGAUAUUGGAAGCAAGUCGGACCAAUUGCUGUUGGCUCUUUCUGCCUUUUCAUAUUUGACAUGUGUGAGAGAGGGGUACAACUCACGAAUCCCUUCUACAGUAUCUGGACUACAGAUGUCGGAACAGAACUGGCUAUGGCCUUCAUCAUAGUGGCUGGGAUCUGCCUCUGCCUCUACUUCCUGUUUCUGUGCUUCAUGGUCUUUCAGGUUUUUCGGAACAUCAGCGGGAAGCAGUCUAGCCUGCCAGCCAUGAGCAAAGUCCGGAGGCUCCACUAUGAGGGGCUAAUUUUCAGGUUCAAGUUCCUCAUGCUCAUCACCUUGGCCUGUGCUGCCAUGACUGUCAUCUUCUUCAUUGUUAGUCAGGUGACUGAAGGCCAUUGGAAGUGGGGCGGCGUCACGGUCCAAGUGAACAGUGCCUUUUUCACGGGCAUCUAUGGCAUGUGGAACCUGUAUGUCUUUGCUUUGAUGUUCUUGUAUGCGCCAUCCCAUAAGAACUAUGGGGAAGACCAAUCCAAUGGUGAUCUGGGGGUGCACAGUGGGGAAGAACUCCAGCUCACCACCACUAUCACCCACGUGGACGGGCCCACUGAGAUCUACAAGUUGACCCGCAAGGAGGCCCAGGAGUAG
Molecule: messenger RNA, 1626 nt
Organism: Rangifer tarandus platyrhynchus (Svalbard reindeer)
Lineage: Eukaryota; Metazoa; Chordata; Mammalia; Artiodactyla; Cervidae
Source: the annotation of a GenBank genome assembly